AUGAGCGAUUCUAAUUGCUAUUGUCGUUGCCGCUAUAUAUACGUACAUAUACGUUUUUUAUUUGCUACGAUAUCGAAAGUAACUAGGUCGUAUUUACUAACUGAGGACAAAAAAAAAAGGAUGGCCUUUCCUCAUCGUGAACAGAUUGAUGAACUGAAACUAAUAGCUGAAAUGCUUGAUACCUUUGCAAGGACACGCCCGGAAUUUCAUCACCAAGUGGGACCGCUACCUGAUAGAAUCCGUGACGCUAUAGGGCCGAUAGAAUCGGCAUUACGGGAGAGUGGUCGGACUAUGACUGGUGAUAUCACGGAGAAGGAACGACCCAAACGCGCUGACGGGUUACCUGAGCUAGUUAACGAGGGAAGGCAAACACCCGGGCAACGUCGUUCUAACGAAGGGAAGAAGGUUGUAAUUACCAAACCUUCAAGUGUAACGGCGUAUCGCAUUCCAAGGGAGAAGGUACCUGGCGGACCUCUUCAAAUAUCGAAGGAGGUAUCAAAGUACAUAGCUGCUACGUUGUAUAAUAUCCUUGAAGGCGCGACAAGAAUUUCGAAAGCAUCCUCAUCUCAUAUAUUUAUUCGCAAAGAUGAUGAGAUGAUUUCCAUAGCAAACUGCGCGGCCAGGCUUGCAUUUCCCCCCCAGUUGGUUCAUCACAGAUGCCUAGGCUCUGUGGACGCGGAAGUUUUGGGUAGCGGGAUUGCCCUUAAUCAGUAUACGGUUGAUUCAUCGCGUGUCACUUCAAGUCUCCUUAUUUUUCCUGUAUUUACGACAGAAACACCUCGAAAAUCAGCUGUAGCAGUCGUUCACAUGGAAAACAAAUGCCAGGGGACUAUGCCCUUUAGUAAGUCAGACGAGGGAGUUAUUUUAACAACUUCUCAGUUAAUUGGUCAGUUUAUGUCAAUGUUUCCCCAAAUGGACUGGGUUAAUAGUUUUUUUGACCCAGUAACUCAACACAUAUUAGCUCCUUUUGAACCGAAAAAGAGGCUUCCUAAACCAACCAGGAGGGGGUGGAAGGGGAAGGUGAGCGUCACUACAGAGGAACCAGGUGCCGUUGAGUCACAAAUAGAUGAAAAUUACUGGAGGAAGAUUGAGGAGUGUGAGCCCCCAUUGUUGAUAAAACGGGAGUCACUUCCUCGUCUGGGGUCUAACAAGGCAUCACCUCAGGGACUUUCUGCGGUCCCCACAUUGCGGGAGAUCGAUGCGUACGUCGAAAACAUGCAAAGUUGCUGGAACCGCGGUAUCUCAAAUUAUGUGGGGUUGUCCGAGGAAGAACACUCCAACAAUAUUGAACUGAAGGUGGUAAGAAGGGAGCUGACACGCAUAAAGGCGCUGUACGAAGAAGCUGAAGAACAACUUCGACUGUACCGCCUUGAGGGACAAGAUUACGAGUGCGGGUUCCGUUCCAUUAAAGGCGAGCUCGAUUCAUACAUAAGGAAGCGGAACAAAACAGAUAUCAACUAG
Trypanosoma brucei brucei TREU927 is the source of this 1461-nucleotide messenger RNA. RefSeq lists its product as hypothetical. The record is from RefSeq and is a predicted model, not a curated record. Lineage: Eukaryota; Euglenozoa; Kinetoplastea; Trypanosomatida; Trypanosomatidae. The coding region runs from base 1 to 1461 and encodes 486 amino acids. The transcript has a single exon.